AUGGGACAUGGGCUGUUUCUGGUGUCGGGCUGGACCACGGGCUGCUGUUGGGCUGGUGUUGAUGGCUGCUGGUGGGCUGCGAAUUGGGCUCCCCUGGACUGCUCUGAUCUGCUAGGUGUUAAACAAUUGGUACCGUUCAUCCUACACCUCAGAGAAGCCCACUUGACCGUUGUGGAUAGGUUCCCGUACGACGAGGACUUCGGAUUGGUUCAUCUGAAGGUGCCGGCACCGGGCUCGCCGAAACGACAGUUCAUCGGAUACGGGACGGAUGGCGCAGUGUUCGCCUUGCACAUCCACCCUUGCGGCAUGGACACCGCGGUAUCCUUCGUGUGCGUCAGGCCGGCGGCGUGCAACUUCCCCCGUUAUAGGGUGACGAUGUGGGCGAACGGCCCGCGUAAGCUUACCGAGGAACACUUGUUUGACGUGGUGAAGGCGGUAUUAGAGCCGACGAGCAGCCCGACUCCGGGCACAGUUUCUUUGGGAGAUGUCACUUCGUUCCUCACGGUGCCACCGCGGUACCUGUGCGGCAAUGAAUCAUCGAAGCAGCUGACUAUCUAUUUGCGCAUCGAUAAGGAGUGA
This is a messenger RNA of Lolium perenne, 579 nucleotides long. The record is from RefSeq and is a predicted model, not a curated record. NCBI's taxonomy places the organism in Eukaryota, Viridiplantae, Streptophyta, Magnoliopsida, Poales, Poaceae.